AUGGCCCGACGUCGCGAUGUUGUUCGCAAUUCAAACAAGAAACAACAAGUUGGAUCUUGGAAGAUGAUGAGUAUUAUCAUAUGUGGAAUUUUUAUUGCCUGCUUCAUUGGAAUUUUUAUGAACCUCAAGGUACCUAAACCUGAAGAAAAAAUUGUUCCACAAAAAACAAAGUCAAUUCCAACUAAAAAUUGUCACUUUGCCUCAAACAAAGGGAGAAGAGCAUAUCAAGAAGAUCGAAUAACAUGUGACCUUGAUCUUAAAAUUCCUUUUUUUGGGCACAAAGAGGUAAUUAUUGGUGUUGUAGCAGUAUUUGAUGGUCAUAUUGGAGAAUAUGCUAGUGAACUGGCCUCAAAAAAAAUUCUGGAAAAGUUUAAGUUUCACCUUAAGAAUUACCAUGGUCAUGAAUUUAUGGAAUUUUUAAAAACAUCAUUAGUAAAAACCAUUGAGGAAAUUGAUGCAGAAUUUUCCAAGAUUGCUAUCGAACAUGAACUUUAUUCAGGAUCUACUGCAGUUGUUGCUCUUAUAUAUAACAAUCAUGUUUUAGUUGCAAACGUUGGCGAUUCAAAGGCAUUUAUUUGCUCUCAACGCGAGGAAUUGGCGGGUGAUCUCGUUAAGGAAUUGACAAGAGAUCAUAACGCGCUAAGGGCGGAUGAGAGGGCUAGAAUUGAAGCGUCUGGAGGUAAAUUUAGUCGGACGAUGAAUGAUGUUCCUUUGCUCAAUGGCCAUUUUCCUAUGACUCGAGCUAUUGGUGAUGUUCCUUUGAAAAAAUAUGGAAUUAUAGCUACUCCAGAAGUGACUGAUUGGGUAAAUUUAAGUUCAAAAGAUGAGUUUUUGGUGGUGUCAUCUGAUGGAAUAUUUGAAAGUUUAAGUCCACAAAAAGUUUGUGAUUUUCUGAAUAAAGUAGAGGACUAUUCAGAUCCAUCAAUAUUGGCCAAAGACCUUAUUCUAAAAGCAUUUUUAGAAGGCAGUAGAGAUAAUUUAUCUGUUGUAUUGGUUCCCCUGAGAUCCAGUAGAUGA
Molecule: messenger RNA, 1017 nt
Organism: Nicotiana attenuata
Lineage: Eukaryota; Viridiplantae; Streptophyta; Magnoliopsida; Solanales; Solanaceae
Product: probable protein phosphatase 2C 51
Exons: 1
Coding region: 1-1017 (338 amino acids)
Biological process (GO): protein dephosphorylation
Cellular component (GO): cytosol; nucleus
Molecular function (GO): protein serine/threonine phosphatase activity
Source: RefSeq, a predicted model, not a curated record